AUGGCGCCUAAAAAACAAGCAACCAAGGGGCAAAAACAAAUUCUUGAAGAAAACAACAAAACUCUGGAUUUUUAUGCCAAGGUCAUGAUAAGUAUUGAGGUGACAUACAUUAUCUUCAGAUUCACUUUUUUCAAUUUCAAUUCAAGUUGGUUUUCAUGGGUCCUGUUGCUAAUUGUCACAGCACUUUAUAGUGGAUUAUACAAGUUUAUGGAAUCAAUGGCAAAGCCUACAUAUUCUGAAUCUGGAGCGCUUAUAGAUGGUGGAAUGGAUCUUAAUUCAGAAUCAGGGACUGCAGAGUAUGUGAUAGUAAAUAGAACACUAAACUCUGAUCGCACGCCGCCUAAAAAACAAGCAACCAAGGGGCAAAAACAAAUUCUUGAAGAAAACAACAAAACUCUGGAUUUUUAUGCCAAGGUCAUGAUAAGUAUUGAGGUGACAUACAUUAUCUUCAGAUUCACUUUUUUCAAUUUCAAUUCAAGUUGGUUUUCAUGGGUCCUGUUGCUAAUUGUCACAGCACUUUAUAGUGGAUUAUACAAGUUUAUGGAAUCAAUGGCAAAGCCUACAUAUUCUGAAUCUGGAGCGCUUAUAGAUGGUGGAAUGGAUCUUAAUUCAGAAUCAGGGACUGCAGAACAUGUUAAGGACCUUAUUAUUCUAACAGUGAUAACUCAAGGCCUUGCUAUAUUCACAGACUGGAUGUGGCUUCUUAUGUUUCUGGCACCCUGCAGGGCUAUAUACUUGUUAUGGGUGUAUAUUCUAGCCCCGUGGAUAUUUGCCCAACCUGACGAGACAGAAGUGGACCCAAAGAAACAGAAGAAAAUGGAAAGAAAAAUGAAAAGAGCUGGAAUGAUGUAAGCUAUGAAGAGACGUGAUGGUCAGAUAAACAGUACUUCUUCAAAAGAAACACGCCGCACUGAUUUGAAGCACGGAAUAUUUUUUUUAUUUGUGCGCUUCGUACUUUCAUCUUUGUAAACUGCUCCAAGACUGAAGUGGCUCUUUCAAUUGGGCAAGAACAUAUCACGUAACCUGCCCAGCAAUGUCCCCGGGGAACUACCCUCAGUAGACACCUCGAACGCGGCCGCGCCAUGCGCCUUGACAUUGCGGAAAAUUUUGUGGGUGUGUCGCGUCGACUGGAAUGAUGCUCAUGGAUUUCUGCAAAGCGGAAUUAUUUUGCCUUUUUUCAGUCGUGAGGUAUAAGAAAAUACCUAUUCACUGGAUCUCCAGGCAACAUUAAAUGUCAGUUACCUUCGAAGCUCGUCAUUGGUACUUAGUGAUAACGACUUAUUUGAUACGUGGGAAGAAAAAGUACUCGUGGGUAGCUUUAAAGAGUGCGAUUUGUUUUAUAGAUGCCUUGAGCGGAGUUAUUUAGUAUGUAAAUGUUUUCUGGCGUCUCACUUAGAAUAUAGUCCGUCAUUUGAUAUUUUUAAUAUUUAUGUCAGAAACACAAGGUCUAGAACUGCAAAGAACUCCUGCUCUCAACAUGUCCUUUCUAGUUAACUCGGCGUCGUUCGUUCAGGUGGGAGAAUGUUUACCCAUUUGAAAUUGUAGUGAGAAACCCACGCACACAGUUGGAAACUCCUGAUCGUGAAUUCCCGCACGCCGUUUCUUUGCAACAGGUGAAAAUCAACAGGUGAAGUAACAAUUUAAGAUCUGACCAAAGUGAAACAGGCGUUGAAAACAAGUCACCUGGCCUCUUUCGUAGGCUUCUUAAAAGUGCAUAUACCAUUAAGUCCAGACUGCACUACGUCGGAGAAAUUUGAAAACAAAACAAUCAACCGGUCAUUUUGGGUUUGUGCUUGAAGAAAAUAAAGCUUCGUUUUCAAAAUGGUUUCCCUCCAUACUAAAACGUACAGCAGACGUUUUCAAAUUUCUUCGGUUGGAAGAGCGUUUUCGAAGAGCACCGUUUUGGAGACGGAUUAGUGUGGACGGAAGGCCUAACCGGAGAGGUAAAGCUGCGUUUUCAAAAUUCUCCGUUGAAGUGUGGACGGGACCCGACUUGACGUUUUCUUAGAGAACUUCCUCUUACACUUCUGACGACUGAAAUAAACAAAAUGCUGUUUAA
This is a messenger RNA of Orbicella faveolata, 2059 nucleotides long. Its product is annotated as transmembrane protein 208-like. The record is from RefSeq and is a predicted model, not a curated record. Gene Ontology annotation, biological process: vacuolar protein processing. Lineage: Eukaryota; Metazoa; Cnidaria; Anthozoa; Scleractinia; Merulinidae. Gene Ontology annotation, cellular component: intracellular membrane-bounded organelle.